AGAACACUUUCUCUUUUCGGCUCCGGUCCUUCUCUCGUCUCUCUCCAAGUAAAAGUUUGAAAACCCUCACAAAAUCAGACAAAAUCGCGACAAAUGCUCUGUCUGUCUAACGAGCAAAACCCUUAAACCUCUCUCUCUCUCUCUCUCUCUCUCUCUCUCGCUUGUAGAGCAAAAUACAUGCUAACUAUUUCAAGAAUGAGGUCUCUCUUAACCCCAACGUUCUCAUCCUUCUCUUCUCACCUCCCCGAAGCUACUCCUCUGGCGCUGUUUUCGUUUGCCUCCAAAUCGUUGUCAUGCAGCCCCACGACUUUCCGAAACCCCUGUUUCGUCCCUCUAAAAUCUGCAAUCUUUUCAUCCAAAUCCUCAUUUCUUUCAAUCCAAAACCGUGGAGUGCAUACGGAGGUGGCUCCACCGUCGUCGGCCGGAGAGAUUCACGUGAUCGUCGGCCCCAUGUUCGCCGGCAAAACCACCGCGCUUCUGCGCAGGAUUCAGUCUGAGAGCAGCAAUGGCAGCUUUCAGGUUGAGCCUUACAAAGGUCACCGCCAAUUGGAUAAAACAUUAAAGGGUCUUUGUAUAUCGGGAAGAUUGAGGGAAGCUGUUGGGCUGUUGUGCACUACAGGACUGCGAGUGGAGCCAGGGACCUAUGCUCUUCUGUUGCAGGAAAGCAUAUUCAGGAAAGAGUAUCAGAAGGGGAGAAGAAUCCAUGCACAAAUGGUUGUUGUCGGGUAUGAUCCCAGUGAAUAUUUGAAAACUAAAUUGUUGAUAUUGUAUGUGAAAUUAGGGGAUUUAGGAAUGGCUCACGUUCUGUUUAAUGAAUUGCUCGAGACGAGCUUGGUUUCGUGGAAUGCAAUGAUUGCAGGGUAUGUGCAAAGGGGGCUUGAAGAAGUGGGGUUAAAUCUUUAUUACAAGAUGAGACAGACUGGUUUUGUACCAGACCAGUUUACCUUUGCAUCAGUCUUUAGAGCCUGUGCCACUCUAGCAACAAUUGAGCAUGGGAAGCAGGCCCAUGGUGUCAUGAUAAAGUGCCAAAUCAGGGAAAAUGUAGUUGUCAAUAGUGCUCUCAUGGACAUGUACUUUAAAUGCAGCAGUUUAUCUGAUGGGCAUCAGGUAUUUGACAAGUCUUUAAAUAGGAAUGUUAUUACGUGGACUGCUUUAAUAUCUGGGUAUGGUCAGCAUGGAAAAGUUGUAGAGGUUUUGGAAUCCUUUCAUAGGAUGAAACAUGAAGGUUACAAACCAAAUUAUGUUACUUUUCUUGCAGUUCUCUCAGCUUGUAGCCAUGGAGGUUUGGUUGAUGAGGGUUGGGCAUAUUUUUCAUCUAUGUCCAGAGAUUAUGGUAUUCAGCCAAGAGGGCAACAUUAUGCAGCUAUGAUUGAUCUUUUAGGGCGUGCUGGCCGGUUACAAGAGGCGUAUGAGUUUGUUCUGAAUGCACCUUGUAAGGAGCACUCAGUGAUAUGGGGUGCUUUGCUUGGGGCUUGUUUGUGGGACAACGUUGCCGAGGUUAGGGCUGUGAUGAGGGAAUCGGGGGUCAUAAAAGAAAAUGUGGCAAUAGUAAAAUCAAAUAAGGAUACAAGAUAUGGAUUGGAUUCGAUUGUGACACAUGAUGGGGUGAAACUACCAUGUUGGGCCUUGCCAAAUUUGUCAUCAUUCAGACAAAAAUUUGGCCUUGAUGCAUAUGAUCAGUUAGAUGUGAUUGGUAUUGAUGAAGCUCAAUUCUUUGAGGACCUUUAUGAUUUCUGUCGUGAAGCUGCUGAUCAUGAUGGCAAAACAGUAAUAGUUGCUGGACUAGAUGGUGACUAUUUGAGGAGGAGCUUUGGUUCUGUGCUAGACAUAAUUCCCCUUGCUGAUUCUGUGACCAAAUUAACUGCUCGCUGCGAACUUUGUCAUAAUCGUGCUUUCUUCACCUUAAGGAAAACAGAGGAGAUACAAACAGAACUGAUCGGCGGGGCUGAUGUAUACAUGCCGGUUUGUCGGCAGCACUAUGUUAGUGGACAAGUAGUCAUGGAAGCUGCAAGGAGCGUGCUGGAAUCUCAGAAAGUUCAGUGUGUCUCAAAUGCAUAAUUUAACUACUUGGUAGGAUAUCUGGAUUUUCCUACCAAUACCAUGGCCUUUCAGUUGGUCUUCACAACUUGGUAGUGAAACUGCAAUGGUGUUAGAAAUGUUCUCUCUUAGGGCCCUUUUAAGAGUGUACAUAUAGUCAAAUCUGCUUCUGUGGUGAAUUUACAAUAGACGCUUUGAUUACCAUCAAUGUACAUGCUGGGAGGCAGAAGAUUCUUGUGAAUUUGGAUUUAUUGUUGCGAUUUGUGUUCAUUUAUGGUAAUGAAAAUAUUAACCCUUUGCA
Corylus avellana is the source of this 2338-nucleotide messenger RNA. The record is from RefSeq and is a predicted model, not a curated record. Lineage: Eukaryota; Viridiplantae; Streptophyta; Magnoliopsida; Fagales; Betulaceae.